UAAACAUUCUGCCUGUCCCUGUUUGUUCGUGUUCUGCAAAAAUCCUGGGAUUAGGGCAAGCAUGCCUUUUGAAAAAGACUGUCUCUGAAUACUCGCUCUCAGCGUGCCUGUGAAAUUUCCGCUAAAUUCCCCGUUUCCAAAAGAUUAGGUCAUGGAAGGUUCAGCUGCACCCUCUGAAGCAUCACCUCGCCGUACCAAGAGGAGUAGAGCUCAGGGUCAACACACUGGGAAGCAACUCCACGUGGAAAAGGACGGGGAUGGCGAUCACCGUGCCAAGAUCAGCGAUACUAGCGAGCAAGUGGACAGGGAGAGUUCUCCUGAUGAUUUCGAUGAAAUUCGUCCAAAAGCUAAGCGAGGUCGUCCCACAAAUGGAGCUUCUGGGAUGGCGCACAAAACCAGUGAUCAGAGCUUGAUUGAGGUUGUCAAGGGACAUGGCAAGCUCAUUCCCCAUGUUGUAAAAAAUUGGGUUGAACGCUAUGAAAAGGAUCCUAAACCUGCAAUGGUUGAACUCUUGACAAUGCUGUUUGAGGCAUGUGGUGCCAAGUAUUAUAACAAAGGAGAUCUUCUGGAUGAGACUGAUGUAGAUGAUGUUGUGGUUGCUCUUGUCAACUGUGCUAAAAAGGGUGAAAUUGAAGAUUAUCAAAAUUCGAAAAAGAAGGAAGUUAAGAACUUCAAAGAGAAUCUUGAAUCAUUCUGGGAUACUUUGGUCCGUGAAUGCCAACAUGGACCAUUGUUUGAUCAGGUUUUGUUUGACAAAUGCAUGGACUAUAUUAUUGCACUGUCAUGCACCCCUCCAAGAGUUUAUCGUCAAGUUGCUUCGUUGAUGGGUCUUCAACUUGUUACAUCAUACAUAACUGUUGCUAAAAUGCUUGGUGCGCAGAGAGAGACUACUCGCAGGCAGCUGGAUGCUGAAAAAAAGAAAAGAGCUGAGGGGCCUCGGGUAGAAUCUCUAAAUAAAAGAUUUUCGACUACACAUGAGAAAAUAACUAUGUUGGAAGAGAUGAUGCGUAAAAUAUUUACCGGUUUGUUUGUGCAUCGCUACAGGGACAUUGACCCAACUAUUAGAAUUUCUUGCAUAGAGUCACUGGGUGUAUGGAUUCUAUCUUACCCAUCACUGUUCUUACAAGAUUUGUACUUGAAGUAUCUUGGAUGGACGUUGAAUGACAAAAAUGCGGGAGUAAGAAAGGCUUCUAUAACUGCACUUCAAAAUCUUUAUGAGGUGGAUGAUAAUGUGCCAACCCUUGGUUUAUUUACUGAAAGAUUUUCAGGCAGGAUGAUUGAGCUUGCUGAUGACAUAGACGUUUCUGUGGCUGUUUGUGCCAUAGGACUUGUUAAACAACUUUUAAGGCAUCAACUUCUGCCUGAAGAUGACUUGGCUCCUUUGUAUGAUUUGUUGAUUGAUGAUCCCCCAGAAAUCAGGCAUGCUAUUGGAGCGUUAGUGUACGAUCACUUAAUUGCGCAAAAAUUUAAUAGCUCCCAAUCAGGUGAAAGUGGCAGUUCUUCUGAGGUCCAUCUUAAAAGAAUGUUACGAAUUCUGGAAGAAUUCCCCCAAGAUCCUAUCUUGAGCAUUUAUGUCAUUGACGAUGUUUGGGAAUAUAUGAAGGCUAUAAAGGAUUGGAAGUGCAUUAUAUCUAUGCUCCUAGAUGAAAAUCCCUCAAUGGAGCUCACUGAUGGUGAUGCAACAAAUCUAGUGCGACUCCUCUGUGCAUCUGUUAAAAAGGCUGUUGGAGAGAGGAUUGUUCCUGCUACUGAUAAUAGAAAGCCCUAUUAUAACAAAGCCCAAAAAGAAUUAUUUGAAAAUAGUAGACGAGAUUUAACUGUUGCCAUGAUGAAGAGUUAUCCACUGCUCUUGCAGAAGUUCAUUUCAGAUAAAGCAAAAGUGCCGUCACUCAUUGAGAUUGUUUUGCAUAUGAACCUUGAGCUUUAUUCCCUGAAGAGACAGGAACAGAACUUCAAAAAUGUCCUUCAGCUUGUGGAAGAAGCAUUUUUUAAACAUGGUGACAAGGAGCCAUUGAGAUCUUGUGUGAAGGCAAUUAAUUUUUGUUCAUCUGAAAGUCUAGGGGAACUGCAAGAUUUUGCCCGUAAUAAGUUGAAGGAACUUGAGGAUGAACUGAUUGCCAAACUUAGGUCUGCUAUUAAAGAAGUUGUGGAUGGCGGUGAUGAAUACUCUCUUCUUGUAAACUUGAAGAGGUUGUAUGAACUCCAACUAUCGAGAUCCGUGCCUUUUGAAAGUCUGUAUGAAGACAUUCUCAUGGUACUUCGAAACUUCAGAAAUCUGGAGGAUGAGGUUGUUGGUUUCCUGCUUCUGAACAUGUAUAUGCACCUAGCUUGGGGUCUGCAUUCUAUCAUAAGCAAAGAAACCGUUUCAGAAGCAUCUUUAUCUUCUCUUCUCUCUAGGCGCAAUACUUUGUUGGACGAACUUGGCUACUUUCUUAACUCAGCUACUGACUACAAGGAAGGGAAUAAACAUGCAAGUGAACUAACUUGCAGGGUAUGCUGUGUACUUGCAGAAACAUGGUUCUUAUUUAGAAGGGAGAAUUUUGCCAAGACAAAGCUGGAAAGAUUAGGAUAUCAACCAGGUGCAGAUGUUCUUCGGAAGUUCUGGGAACUGUGUCAACAGCAGCUCAAUAGUUCAGAUGAGACAGAAGAUGAAGACAUGAACAGGGAGUAUGUUGAGGAGACAAAUAGAGAUGCUGUUAUGAUUGCUGCUGCAAAGUUGAUUGCCAAUGAUGUUGUUCCAAAGGAGUAUCUUGCUUCAGAGAUUGUUUCUCAUUAUGUAAUGCAUGGGACAAGUGUGGCUGAGAUUGUAAAGCAUCUGAUCACUGUUCUGAAGAAAAAAGAUGAUGACCUGGCAGGCAUUUUUCUGGAAGCACUUAAAAAGGCCUACCAAAGGCAUGUCUUGGAGCUCUCUAGAAAUGAGAAGAUUGCUUCAGAUAGCAAAUCUUUCUCCGGGUGCAAGGAUUUGGGCUCAGCUUCAGGAACAUUUGUUGGAGCUGCAAGAAACAAGCACAGGUCAGACAUUCUCAAAAUUGUAAGGGAUGGUGUUGAUUAUGCUUUUGUAGAUGCCCCAAAACAGUUGGCUUUUUUGGAAGUUGGGGUACUUCCCUUUGUGGCAAAACUCCCUGCAUCAGAUGUGCUAGAUGUCAUGAAGGAUGUUCAAAGACGUACAGAAAAUGUUAAUACUGAUGAGGAUCCCAGUGGCUGGCGCCCCUACAACAUAUUUAUUGAUUGCUUACGUGAAAAGUAUGCAAAGAAUGAGGGAUUUCAAGAUGAGAAAGAAGGGACUCCUGUAAGGCGCAGGGGUCGGCCACGUAAGAGGCCUAACAUGACAGGAAAGAAACUUUUUGAAGAACACAGUUCAAGUGAUGAUGAAGAAUCAAUUAGUGCAUCUGAACAAGAUGAAGGGAAGCAAGAGGAGGAGGAUGAAGAUGCUCCUUUGAUACAGUCAAUUAGAGCAUCAUCGAAGUUGAGGUCAUUGGGAGCUUCCAGGGAAGAAAACAAAGGCCAGACUAGAACUGGUAGUUCUAGUAAAGCUACAGAUAAUAUAUCUGCUUCUAGAACAUCAGGGGCAUCUAGCUAGUGUUGCAGUCCAUGGGUACAUAUUGGGCGCAUUAUAAUUGGUUGUAUGUUAUGUCCAUAUAUCCUAAUAUCUCUUAUUUUGCCCCCU
Messenger RNA from Neltuma alba, 3667 nucleotides. RefSeq names its product sister-chromatid cohesion protein 3. Gene Ontology annotation, molecular function: chromatin binding. Gene Ontology annotation, biological process: sister chromatid cohesion. Gene Ontology annotation, cellular component: cohesin complex; nucleus; chromatin. Lineage: Eukaryota; Viridiplantae; Streptophyta; Magnoliopsida; Fabales; Fabaceae. The record is from RefSeq and is a predicted model, not a curated record.